Molecule: messenger RNA, 3310 nt
Organism: Cicer arietinum (chickpea)
Lineage: Eukaryota; Viridiplantae; Streptophyta; Magnoliopsida; Fabales; Fabaceae
Source: RefSeq, a predicted model, not a curated record
UUUUCUCUCUCUCUUCGAUUUCCUCCUUCCUCAUCUCCGCGACCGCUCUUUAUACUUACAGCACUUUCCCUCAUCUCAAAUCCUACUACUAACCUUUUUUAAUUUCCAUUAUUUUUUUUCCCUCUUUAUAUUUUCAAUUCCCCCUUUUUAUUUCUAUUAUAUAAAAAAAUAUAAUAAAAAUAAGAAUAAGAGGAAGUAAUAAUUUUAGAGAAAGAGGAGGGAACGAUCCCCUAAACACAAAAAAUUGAAAUCUAAAUCUACAACACCUCAACACAAAAUGGCAUUUCACGUUGCUUGUCCAAUUACAUGUCGAAGAAUUUGUUUUUGUGCGUUAGGGUUUCCGCGUUCUCUCAAUGGAACCAAUUCUACGAAUGCUUUUCUCAACGACGUUGCGGUGCUCGGUGAUUUCCUCUCCGAUACCAGAAAGGAUGACGGUACGAUUCAAGUUGCGGUUCCCAAGGUGGUGCCGCCGCCGCCUGAAGCUGUUCCUGUUAGUGGUGAUGUGCUCGAUGAAUCUGCUUCCAUGAAAGCUAAGCGUGUUGCGCUUCAAAGAAAGGGAGCUGCUGCUAUGAUUGCUGCUGAGGAGUAUGCUCGCCGGUUUGAGUCCGGUGAUGUGGUGGAUACAUCGGGAAAUCUUAAUGGAGAAGAACAAGGUCAAUCCAAUGUCAAGGUCUUUUGUCGAAUGUGCAAUCGCGUUGAGAACGAAGGAAGUGAGAGAGCAAAAAAGAUGCUGUCGUGUAAAAGUUGCAGUAAGAAGUAUCAUAGGACCUGCUUGAGAAGUUGGGCUCAUAAUAGAGAUUUAUUUCAUUGGAGUUCGUGGACCUGUCGUGCUUGCCGAAUUUGUGAGGCUUGCAGAAGGACUGGUGAUCCAAGUAAGUUCAUGUUUUGCAAAAGAUGUGAUGGUGCUUACCAUUGUUACUGUCUGCAACCUCCUCAUAAGAAUGUCAGUACUGGGCCCUAUUUGUGCCCAAAACACACAAGGUGUCACAGUUGCAAUUCCAAUGUCCCUGGAAAUGGACUAAGUGUCAGGUGGUUUCUGGGCUACACGUGCUGUGAUGCAUGUGGAAGAUUGUUUGUGAAAGGGAAUUACUGUCCUGUUUGUCUGAAGGUUUACAGAGAUUCAGAAUCAACACCAAUGGUUUGCUGUGAUAAUUGCCAGCGCUGGGUACAUUGCCAGUGUGAUAAUAUUAGUGAUGAAAAAUAUCACCAAUUUCAAGUGGAUGGGAAUCUGCAGUAUACAUGUCCAACUUGUCGUGGGGAAUGUUAUCAGGUCAAGAAUCUUGAGGAUGCUGUUCAAGAGCUUUGGAGGAGAAGGAAUGAUGCUGAUAGAGAUUUAAUUACCAGCUUGAGGGCUGCAGCUGGUUUACCAACUCAAGAAGAAAUAUUUUCUAUUUCACCAUAUUCAGAUGAUGAGGAUAAUGUGCCUGUGAAAUCAAAGAGUGAUUCUGCACGUUCCUUUAAGUUCUCAUUUAAGAAUUUUCCCAAUAACUCACCUAUGAAGAUGAAAGAUAAUGGAAAGAAAUCUUCAAACAAGAAAACUGCCAAGAAAAAGGACUCUCUGUCAUUCAUGACUGGUAAAAUUGAUGCACACCAUAGUUUUGAAGGACAUAGUGAUAUUAGGUCAUUACAUAGCUUGGAUGAUGAUAAAAAUGAUGAUAUGCAGUCCCAGAGAAAUGAAGUUCCUGAUGUUUAUGCAUCUCCUGCUACCGGAAGCCUGAGUCAAACUGAAGUAUCUUGCCCUAUCAAUCAUCCAGGGAUUUUGAAACAUAAGUUUGUUGAGGAGGUGAUGGUCAGUGAUGAAGAAAGGAAACCAAGAGUUGUGCGAAUUAAAAGCAGUAAGGCAAACAUUUUGGAUAGUGAGGAGAGUGGAAAACACGUUGAUAAGACUCAAAAUGUGAAAGGGAAGAAGUUGGUUAUAAAUUUGGGAGCACGCAAAAUUAAUGUAGCUAGCUCUCCGCUGUCUGAUAAUUCAAGCUUCCAGAGAGAUCAAGAUUUGGUUGCUGCCAAUGGUACCCAUUUGAGGAAGGGAGACAAGUUUGCAUUAGAUAGACACGAUGGAACAGCUAGACAUAUUGAUGGUAAAGGAAGUAGGGUUGAUUCUGGCCAAUCAAAGUAUUUAAAGGUUUCGGGAAGAGAAGGAAAUUUGAUCAAGUUGGGAAAAGUUAAGUCAAGUGUUUCUGAAAUCAACUUCACCUCUGCUAGAGGCAAUAUGUCUGAUGGGUGUGAAGUCGGUACUUUAGAGCGAUCUCAAAUCAUGCGGGGAAAACGUAGUACUCAUGGAAUGAUUGAUCAAGUUGGAUUAGAUGCAACAUCAAGAGGUGAAAGGACGUAUUUGGCGAAGCAGUUGGAAGGUAGCUCUGAUGUAUAUGACGAGACACAUGACAAUAAUCACACGCCAUCACAUUCUUUGCCCAAAGAUUCUAAACCUUUACUGAGAUUUAAAUUCAAAAAGCCUAGUAUUGAAAGUCAGAGUUCUCCUCAUCGGGAGGAGGAGAAGACCACAAUCAAGGGCCAGAGGUCAAAAAGGAAGAGACCUUCACCUUUUAAAGAGAAAACACUGUUUAAUGAGUCUGAAGGUGUAAGUCAAUCUCCUGGAGAUGGGAAAAUGGACGAGAUGAUGGAUGCAAACUGGAUUUUGAUGAAAUUGGGAAGUGAUGCAAUUGGAAAGAGAGUUGAAGUUCAUCAGACAUCUGACAAUUCUUGGCACAAGGGAGAGGUUACUGACACUGUUGAAGGCACCUCAAAGUUACAUGUUACUUACGAGGACGGAAGAGUGAGUAUCUUGGAACUCAGGAAACAGGGAGUUCGUUUUGUUCCUCAAAAGCAAAAAAGAUCGAAGACAUGAACUCAAGAGUCAUUUGGAUUAAUUCUUGGGGAUUGUUCUAUGUGGAGACUUUUUAUUCAUUGACUUCAAAGUUUAUUUCAUCUUUGAGGCCUCUUGCUGAAAUUCACAUUGCUGCUGAUUUUUCGGCGAAGCAUUCUCGAUCGGAGCAAUAUCAGUUUUCUUGGAAGGAAGGAUUAACUGUAUCCUACCUAAGCCCUUUUCUGGACCAUAGGUUCUUGAUCGAAAAUUAUAUUUUUCUUGGUUUGCUACAUGUAUCUGAUUUCACAAAGUAGAUUUCUUCUGCCUGUGAUGUAAAGGUCACCAUUGCUGUAGAAUAGGGAGGUAUGGGCUCUAGGUGUUAGAUGUAUGAUUAAAUUCUGCUAGUUGUUUUUUGUGAAUUGCAGGUUUCAUAUUGAGAUAUUGUUUUGAAAGUUGACAUUAUUGAUUUGUCAUUUUGUUAAAGGAAAUGGUAGUUUAUUUCUGUCU